UGACUAUAUUCCUCCUAAUAUGCAAACAAACGCUAUUACUCUUGACAAAAACUCAGUUGAUCUAACAAGUAUUGAUAACAAUAAUUAUGGUUCAAUUAAUCCGUUGGUUGAUCAGAAUUCAAUCAACUCAGAUAACAUUACUCAUCUAAACCCUGUUAACAAUAACAAUCUUACUAAUAAUAAUUUCGUUGGUGACAAUACCCAUCAAAACUCUUCAAGGAACGAUGUCCUUGGCCAGAAUCAAUUUAAUCCAACGAUGAGCAUUAAUUGUCAAAGCUCUGCCGACAAUAUUUUCUUUGGACAGAACUCAAAACCAACUAAUGUUUAUAGCAUUUCAGCUUCAAAAUAUCGUGAAUCAAUUGCUAUAUAG
Molecule: messenger RNA, 370 nt
Organism: Entrophospora candida
Lineage: Eukaryota; Fungi; Glomeromycota; Glomeromycetes; Entrophosporales; Entrophosporaceae
Source: the annotation of a GenBank genome assembly